Messenger RNA from Rhizoctonia solani, 837 nucleotides. RefSeq names its product ubiquitin-conjugating enzyme. The record is from RefSeq and is a predicted model, not a curated record. The transcript has 4 exons. Bases 1 to 837 code for a protein of 278 amino acids. Lineage: Eukaryota; Fungi; Basidiomycota; Agaricomycetes; Cantharellales; Ceratobasidiaceae.
AUGGUCACCCCAGCCGCAUUCCGUAAACUCGUCAAGGAGAUUCAACAGCUUCGUGCUGAGCCGCCCGAGGGUAUCCGAGUUGUACCAAGCGAGGAAAACAUGUUGGAUGUUACUGGUAUUAUUGCUGGACCUGAGGGCACGCCCUAUGCCGGCGGUUACUACCAUAUCCACUUCUCCUUCCCACCCACAUUCCCGGCCUCUCCGCCCUCGGCCCGGAUGCUCACCAAGAUCUUCCACCCCAAUGUUUCCCGCUCUGGCGAGAUCUGCGUAAACACACUUAAAAAGGAUUGGAAGCCGACGUAUGGGUUGGGUCAUGUAUUGGUGACGAUCAAGUGCCUGUUGAUUGUUCCGAAUGCGGAGAGUGCGUUGGAUGAAGAGGCCGGGAAGCUUUUGCUGGAGGAUUGGGAUGAAUUUUGUUCGAGGGCAAAGAUGUGGAAUGGUAUUCAUGCUACACCCAAGGUCGCUCCCGUUGAAUUCCAAACCCCUGCGUCAACUUCAACUUCGACUUCAGCCCCGGCUGUCGUUGCUCCGACAAAGACAGCAAGUGCUGUACCCGAAAAUGCGAAUGCGUCCGAACCAGCAUCACCACCUAAAUCCAAACUUGAAAUACCCGCUGUUCCAAUCGUUCAACAGACUCCACUCCAACCGUCCGCUGUCGGAAACGCGGCGUCUAUCAUUCCCGAGACUGUCACCACAUCGGUCAAGCCUCCUUCAGCGGGGAAGACGUCCUCCGCCUCGGGGACCGAAAACGGGGCUGCUGGGGUUGUGAAGACGACUGCGAAGAGAGUUGCGACUGGGGGAGUAGAAAAGAAGAAAAAGGCGCUGAAGAGGCUAUAG